This is a messenger RNA of Eriocheir sinensis (Chinese mitten crab), 14082 nucleotides long. It is a transcript of the gene Kdm3, whose product is annotated as serine/arginine repetitive matrix protein 2-like. Gene Ontology annotation, molecular function: chromatin DNA binding; histone H3K9 demethylase activity; transcription coregulator activity. The record is from RefSeq and is a predicted model, not a curated record. Lineage: Eukaryota; Metazoa; Arthropoda; Malacostraca; Decapoda; Varunidae. The coding region runs from base 101 to 12271 and encodes 4056 amino acids. Gene Ontology annotation, cellular component: histone deacetylase complex; chromatin. The transcript has 17 exons. Gene Ontology annotation, biological process: regulation of transcription by RNA polymerase II.
CAAGAGGCUGUGGGAGGAUGAGCGUCGCUCGUUUAGUGCUCCGCUGAAAUCAUGGAGUGACCUCUCUCUCGUGGCAGGAAAAUGAGAUGUCAAGUGCAAAAUGGCUAAAACGAGAGAGGAAAUAGUGGGCAAGCGAUUUCUGUGCGUGUCCGGGAGUUCUAAGCUGAAGUUAUCGAAAAUCACGGAGUGGGAUUGGCGUGCAGGCGUAAUCCGAGCAUGCACACACACAGACUCCAAACACCACGACCUGCAGGUGUUGGUGGAGUACGAUGACGUGGAGUGGCAGCGUCGGGAGUGGGUGCACGUCUAUCGCGGCCAGGUGUUCCAGAUCUUCCUGCUGGAGCGAACCCUGGCCUGGGCGGCGAGGAAGCACCCCACCAAGCUGCGCGCGCCCCCAGUGCCCUGGCCCGCCCUGGUGUACUUCCCGCUGGUGGAUCAGGUGGGCAUCUCGGAGCACAAGUACCGCCCCGUGGAGUACCUUGGGGACCAUGGCCUCGACUACCACGACUACUCGCAGAUCAAACCAUACCAGGAUGGUGAUCUCGGCUGCGUGGGCGGCGAGGAGUCCCUGCGGGCGCUGCGGGCGUGGCUGGGCGAGCAGGACGGCCAGCGCAUCCUGCUCACCACGCCCUCCGUGCUGGUGGGCUUCCGCGUGCAGGUGUACCGCGCGGAGGGCACGACGCAGUGGUACACGGCGGUCAUCGUGGGCUACAACGAGACCACCAGGGAACUCACGGUGACGGACGACACGGUGUUGGAGGAGCACUCAGAGGACCCGAGCCUCGUCCAGAUCCGCCUCAUAGGGGAAGGAGUGGUGGAGAGCAUCCUGCGCGGGGAGAACGUGGGCAUCACGCCGCGGAGGUCACGCACCGCCACCAACAAUCACCACCAGUCGGGGGUUCGUCACAUCCGGCGGGACGGCGUGUUGCCCGGGCGGGGGAGAAAGAACGCCCUCAGCCGCCCCAGUAACCUCCACCCCAACUCCACCCACACCCUCCCCCCCGCGCCCCCCUCCAACACCACUGCCACCACCACCACUCACUCCACCCCCCACACCACCACCACCACCACCACAGCCAACUCCCUGCAUCACCACCACGACCAUUACCACCCAGCUGUCAUCACCACUGCCACCACCACCACCACCACAGCAUCCCCCUCCACCUACACCCCCUCCACCCUCUCCUCCGCCCCCUCCACCCCCUCCGAUGACCGGGAAAGCCCCCUCCCUGGUGAUGACGAGAGGAAGGUGGAGUUGUCACCACCACCAGUACCUCCACCUCCACCAGUAGCGACCCCCGCCUCACCACCACCAACACCACCAUCACCCUCAUCACCAUCACCACCAAAACAGGAGGAGCUUCAGGCGUCCGAAAAGAGGAGUAAUAAUAACCACCACCAUCAUCACCACUAUCAUCACCACCAUCAUCACCACCACCUCCUACACCCCGAAGAGGAGGAGGUGAAGGAGGAAGGAAGGAAGAGGAGGGAAGGAAGGAAGGAAGGAGGGAAGGAUGUUUCGCUCAGACCCGUUCGCGUUCACCUCCAAACAGUGAAGGAAGUUUCAACACCAGUUUCACCACCACCGUCAUCACCACCACCACCACCACCACCACCGGAGUCACCACCACCACCACCACCACCACAACACCACCAGACGAAAAAGAAGACGCAGGACACCACAGAUAAACAUACACCAUCACCACCAUCAACACCACGGGCAUCACCACCACCUUUAGACCUCCACACGAACUCACCACCAACACCACCACCACACCAAACCACCACCACCACCACCACAGCCGGAGAAGAAGAAAAAGAGGAAGAAGAGGAGGAGGAGGAAGACGAGAACGAGAUCACCACCACCACCACCACCACCACCACCACUAAGGACCAACAACCAUCAUCAUCACCACCGUCAUCACCACCCACCACCACUAACACCAAAGAUCAGCUGUUGAGGAAGUUCAAAUUUCACUUAUCGAAGCAGCUCAAAGUUCAGCUCUCCCGUCAACUCCCACAACACAUCAUCACCACAACACCACCCUCAACACCGCGGAAGAAGAACAGGUCAACUCCAUCAACACCGCCACCACCACCACCACCACAGCAGCGAAGAAGAGCCCAGCAGAGAAGAGGAACAGCGAGACAACAAGCAGUAGAAGAAGAAGGAGGAGGAGGAGUAGGAGGAGGAAGAAGAAGAGGAGGAGGAGGAGGAGGAAGAAGGAAGACAGCGCCCCCCGUGGAUAGGAGGAAGAAGAGGAAGCUAGUCAGAGCACUUCACCCCAAGAGACAAGGUAAGAAAACGUCGCUCUGUCUAAUUAGGAGCCAAAAAGGCGGGUGGCGGCGAGGCAGCAGCACCAGCAGCGGCCGCGCGCCUUGCCUCAGCAGCCUCAGCGUCACCAGUGAAGCCUCGUCAGGGGAGGAGGACACCUGCCCCCCGCCCCCCCCGAGCCCCUUCCCGCCGUCCUCGGCCUCGGCCUCCCUGAGCGGCGAGGACCCCCCCACAUCCUCAUCCUCCUCGUCGUCUUCAUCGUCUUCAUCGUCGUCGUCGUCGUCGUCGUCGUCGUCGUCGGGCAGCGGCCCCUCCACCCCCGACCACCGCCCCCUCCGCCGCACCUUCCGCAGCAGUCGCCUGCGAGCUGACAGUGACGCCGUCUGUCUGUCUUCGUCCUCGUCGUCGUCGUCGUCCUCGUCCUCGGGCAGCAGCACCCCCGAGCCGGAGCUGCCCACGCGCCCGCCCUCCCGCCGCGUCGCCGCCAAGGCCGCGCUCCUCCGCCGCCAGAAGCUCGGCGUCCACGCCCCCACCGGCGGCAAACGAGGCCCGCCCCGCCGCCGCCGCGCCGCACAGGCCUGGCGCAGCCUCUCCCCGCCCCCCCGCGCAGCCCCCUCGCGGCCAGCCCCAGACAAGGAAGAGACCAGCCUCACCACAGACAAGAGCGACAGCAGCCCCACGCGCGGCGCCCCCGACAAAAGUGAUACCAGCCCCGCACGAGGCAGCCCCGACAAGGAAGGGAGCAGCCCCACUCGUGGGUCUGACAAGAGUCCCGUCAGCCUCCUGCGAGGAUCCCAAGGCAAAGAUAGUGACAGCUCCGCCUCCGGCCCUGACAAGAGUCGCGUCAGCCCCCUACGAGGCUCCCAAGAGAAGGACACUAACACCCCCGCCCGCGGAGCCCCCACCAAGAGGGACAGCAGCCCCGACAAAGAUACUGACAGCCCCGCACGCAGACCCAACAAGAGUCGCGUCAGCCCCCUACGAGGCAGCCCCGACAAAGAUACUGAUAGUCCCGCACGCAGACCCAACAAGAGUCGCGUCAGCCCCCUACGAGGCAGCCCCGACAAAGAUACUGACAGUCCCGCACGCAGACCCAACAAGAGUCGCGUCAGCCCUCUACGAGGCAGCCCCGACAGUCCCGCACGUAGACCCAACAAGAGCCGCGUCAGCCCCCUACGAGGCAGUCCCGACAAAGAUACUGACAGCCCCGCGCGCAGACCCUACAAGAGCCGCGUCAGCCCCCUACGAGGCUGCCCCGACAAAGAUACUGAUAGCCCCUCGCGCAGAGUCAACAAAAGCCGCGUCAGCCCCUUACGAGGUAGCCCCGACAAAGACCGAAAGAGCACCACAAGCGGAGCCGCCAACAAAAGUGAUAUCAGCCCCCUACGUGUCAGCCCCGACAAGGACAGCAGCAGCCUCACGCGCGGAGCCUCUAAUAAGAGUGACAGCAACCCCUUGCAAGGCACCGCUGACAAGCACAGCAACAACCUCACACGCGGAUCUCCUGAUAAGACUUGCACCAGCCCCACGCGCGUAGUCCCUAACAAGAGGUGCGUCAGCCCCUUACGAGUCAGUCCCGCGCGCGUAAUCCCUAAUAAGAGGUGCGUCAGCCCCCAAAAAGAAGGGACUGAAUUCGCGUCGAUCAAGAGCGGCGGCCCCUUAGCAGACAGCCCUCUCAAGGCCAAGGACAGCAGCAGCCCCGUCCGCGACGUCCCCGACAAGGGUGGAGGCAGCCCCAAGCCUUGUGCUCCGGCCAGCAGCAGCAGCAGCCCCAAACCUUGUGCUCCGGCCAGCAGCAGCAGCAGCAGCCCCAAGCCUUGUGCUCCGGCCAGCAGCAGCCCCAAGCCUUGUGCUCCGGCCAGCAGCAGUAGCAGCCCCAAGCCUUGUGCUCCGGCCAGCAGCAGCAGCCCCAAGCCUGGCAGCCCUGAUAAGGCAGAUCCCAGCCCCACGCUAGACUGCCCCGCGAAAGAAAGCGGCAGCCCCAAGCCCGCCCCUCCAGACAAGAGCUGCAGCAGCCCUCUAGGUGGCCGCAGCCCCCCUGAGAGGAAAGACACCCAUCCUCCUCGCGGCAGCCCCUCGCGUGGCACACCCGAUAAGGCCAGCCCCAGCCCCACGUGCAGCCCCCCUCGCCAAGGGGACAGCAGUCCCAGCCCCUGCGUCCCCAGCAGGCACGGCAACAGACCUCCACGAAGCCCCACCGACAGGCGCGUUAGCAGCCCCACAGUCAGCCUCCAAGGCAAACACAGCAAUAGCCCCAAGUGUAGCCCACCGCUCAGCCCCCCUGACAAAGGAGACACCAGCCCCUCCGUUAGUCCCCCUCAUAAAGAGAACAGUCCCGCUCGCAGCCCCCCCGGCAAGGAAAAUACCAGCCCCCUUCACUGCCUCUCCGAUAGGGACAAGGCCGUCAGCAGCCCCCCCAACAAAGGCAGCAGCAGCAGUAGCAGCCCCACGAGCAGCCCCCCUGAGAAGGGAGACACUCGCCCUUCUCGCAGCCCCCCUCACAAGCAAGGCUCCAGCCCCAAGCCCGGAGCAUAUGAGAAUUUCACUAGCUCCCCGCGCACCGCCCCAGACACCCGCGCCAACAGUCCCACGCGCAGCCCCUCCGGCAAGGGAGACGCCACACUUUGCAAGGUCAGCAGCCCCACUCGCAGCCCCCACGAGGAUCGCGGCAACAGCCCCCCCGGCGGCGCCAACAACAAGACCACCAACAGCCCCUCAGCCCUAAACAAGACCAGCAACAGUCCUUCAGGCAGCCCCUCCAGUAAGGUCUGCAGCAGCCCCCCAGGCCAGACCGGCAGCCCCUGUGGCAGCGAGGACAGCCGGCGCCUAAAGAGGAGGCACGGCAGUCCUCCGCGUGGCACCUCCGACAAGGCUUGCCGCGGCAGCCCCCCCGGCGCGGCAGCUCCCAGCUCCGGCCCCCCGGAGGCCAGGGCCGCCCCCGUCGCCCAGGCCAAGGUCCCCGCGGCUGAACCUACUCCAGGGGACGCGUCCAGCGAGGACCCUGUGGUAGUGUUUGAGAGGACCUGCAGCAGCCACGCCCGCUCCCCGCCCGUCCGCCGGCAGCCCCCCGAGCAGCCCCCAGCCCCCGCUCGCCCCGCUCCGCCGCCGCCGCCACCGCCGCCUCUGCCCCCCAGCAGCGAGGAGGAGGUGCUGAUCGUUGGCGAGGCGCCCCCCAGCAGCCAGAGCCAGGGUGUGUGUGGCCGGCCCCCCGGGGCGUGCAGGGACGAGGUCCCGCCAGGCGGCAGCAGCACCAGCAGCAGCAGCAAGCGACACGGGCGAGAGGAUGGGUUGGUGACGCGGCCAGAGGCGCCGCCAGCCCCCCGCCAUGAUACGGCAGCCCUCGGCCAGCCCACCCAUGCCCUGCACCACGCCCACGCCCACGCCCAGGCCCUCGCCCGCAGCGUGCUGAGCCCAGCACUGACCGUGUGUGUGACCAGCGCCCCGCCCGUCGCCACCGCCGCCGCCGCCGCGCCGCGCCCUACCUGGGCCGGCGAGGGCCACAGGGCGUUGGUGCCCGGCGCGGCGCGCAGUCACAGUCCUCACGGCGCAGAGGUGGCGGGCGUGGCCACGGGCGGCCGCGCCGUGACCAUCACCGCCACCAGCGGCCCCGGCCCCGCCUGCCCCUCCCGCGUGGCCUCGCCGCCCUCCGUCAGCAUCACGGCCGUGGUGCGCGGCCCAGCAGGCCUGCCCGACCCCGGCCACCAUGACGGGGCGGCGCCCCCCCUCACCCACCACCACCACCAUCACCACCACCACCACGCCCCUCACCAUCAUCAUCAGCAGCCCCCUCAGCCCCAGCAGCAGCAGCCGCCGCAGCACGCCACCGCCGCCGCCAGGAUGGACCACUGUGAUGGCAGCAGUGACAGCGGCGUGAGCGUCACCGAGCGCUCUGUGUCGCGCAGCUCCGUGCUCAGCGACGACCGAUCCUCCUCGGCGGAGGUCAAGCCCAACACGCCCACGCCCAGCGCCGCCGCCCAGCCCAAAACCGCCGCCGCCGCCGCCGCCUCGCUCUUCCUGGAUCGCAAGGAGCCUGUGCGUGUGUGGCGCGACCCUUCCUUGCUGAGCCAGAGUGAGACGGCCGUGCGGCACAUCCACAGCGUGCAGCACACCACCAUGGCACAGCACUUCUCCCCACACCUCGCCGCCGCCGCCGCCGCCGCGGCACCCGCCCCGCCCACCUCGGCAGCUGCCGUCGCUGCCGCAGCCGCAGCCGCAGCCCACGGGCCGGCGCACCACAGCCCGCACGGGCAGCCGCCACCAGCCUCCUUGGCUCACGGCAUGCCCCCCUCCCUGCCCUACCCCGCCCACCCCGCCGCCUCGGGCGCGGGCGUGCCGCCGCCGCUGCACCUUCCGGGGCUGCAGCAGCCGCUGGCGGGACUGUACCCGUCGCUGCCGCCGGAGAUGUGGAAGAGCCUGGCCCCCGUGCCCGGCCUGCCGCCCCACGCCUACCCCGGCAUCCUCAGCCACCACCCCGAGGAGCUGCUCCACCUGGAGCGGGCACGGGAACGAGAGAGGCAGGACCAGGAGCGGCUGCUUAGGGAGAGGAGAGAGGCAGAAGCAAGAGAAAGAGAAAAGGAACGGAUAAGCAAGGAAAAGAUGGAGCGAAGUGAAAGGGAGAGGAGAGAAAGGGAAGACAGGGAGAGGAGAGAGAAGGAGAGGAGAGAGAGGGAGGAGAAGGAGAGACAGCAGUACCAAGUGGACCAACAUUUCAACAAGUCUUUUCUCCUGGCCCAGCAAAAGCACGGAAGUGGACCUGCGGACUUGCUAGGGGGCCCCACCACCACCACCACCACCACCACCAUACCGCCCGACCACCUUGGGCAGACCUAUUUCCUAAGUGGCGGACUCAGCAACCACCACCACCACCAACAACAACAUCACCACAACAACCAACACCACCACCACAGCCACCACCAUCCACAACAACAACAACAACAACAACAACAACAACAACAACCACCACCACCACACCACCAUCAACAACAACACCACAGUCAACACCACCACAGUCAGCACCACCACCAAAAUCAUCACCACCAUCAACACCACCACCAAAACCACCACCACCACAAUUCUAUCCUCAUCUCCCAACAACAACAACAACAACAACAACAACAACAGUCUCACAAUAAAACUUACCAAGGCCCCGCUCAUUCCCAGAAGGUUGGUGGCGGGUGGAGUCAGAUUGGCAGCCUCAAGGAGCGCCUGGACCCCCAUGAGGAGCGGCAGCUGCUGGAGGAGCGGCAGCGGCAGCAGGAGGAGGCCGCCCGCCGCGCGCAGGAGCCGGAGAAGAUCGUCCAUGAAAGCAUCUAUAGGAUUUUUCGCGACACUGAUCGCCGCGAGCCGCCAGUGAAGGGACGCUACCCCCCGCCGGCCCACUCCAGCAAGCCGCCCCAGCCACCACUGCCGGAUAAGGUCCCAACGGCUGCCACUUUGCCGAAGCUGGCCGAGCCAAGCUUCAACUUGUCCGGCAACCUGUCCGGGUACGUGCCUGGCUACCUCAAGGAGCCGCCGCCGCCACAGGCUGCCAAGCUGCAUGACCGCGGCCCCUACAGUGGUGGCGGCAGCAGUGGCUACCAUGACCACCGGGAUAAGCCGUCAGUCAUCAUCCAGCCGGAGGCCAAGUAUGACAAGGGGCCGCCGCCGGCCAUGGCCCUCAGCCCCAAGCACCGGCCACCGGAGCGGGCCAGCCCCUACUCACCAUCCGUGUACAAACCCCACGACCCCACCGCCCCGCCCACCUCCGCCCCACCAGCAGCCCCCUCGGCUGCCACGUUGCACCGAAGCGUCGCCAGCCACCACCCGGCCGCUGCGCUGCCCCAUGGGGUGGAGCUGGCCAAGACCCGGCCACCGUCCUCGCCCCACGUUACCGCUGCCGCCGCCCACCCUGACCGUUACUACCCACCGGGCAGUGGGCGGCCGCCGCCCACCACCUACGCCUCCAGCCUCAUCGCUGCCGGCCUGGUGCCCAACCCCAUCCAUGUGUCCUCCGCCGUGGCCAAGGCCAAGGUCAGCUCUCCGCCGCCGCAGAUCUAUGGCAAGCCCGGCAUCACCACCGGCACCCCUGUGUGCCGGCCAGACACCCGGCCCAGCCAGGCUGUGGCCCUCACCAGCAAGGCUGUGGCCCCUGGGCCGCCGCCUGCACACUCCGGCCGCCCGGCGCAUGGGGAGAGCCGGCCGCCGCCGCCAUCGGCCCUGCCGCCUCAUGAGCAGCGGCCAUAUGAUGCACGGAUCUACCCACCGCCAGCCCCCUCGCCGCACCACAAGCAUGUGGUAGCCCCCGGUCCCCCCACGGCCGCCAGGCUGACCCCUGCCUCCUCCCCCCACCUGCCACCCCACCCUGCCCUGCCCCCCCAGCAGGCCCCCACCCAGACGCAGCCGCUGGACCUUAACACCCGGGAGGAUGCAGCCGCCUCUGCUGCCUCCCCCGCCAAGCGCCGCACCGCCACGCCCUCACCGCAGGACACCAAAAAGGCGCGGUAUGACCCGGCGGUGGUGGCAGCCACUGCCAGCCAGCCACCGCUGCUGUCCCGGGUGUCGGAGCCCAGCCCGCUGUACCCCACGGCGGCCACCACUAUCACCACUGUGGAGAACCCCGUGGCCCUGGUGGAUGGCCUGGCCCGCGGUGGCAGCCCUGCCUCCCGUCCACCCAGCCGGCCUCCGGCAGCCGGCACGCCCACCGCUACGCCGCCACAGCAGCCUCCACAACUGCCGUCACGCACCGAAAACUCGUCCCCUCCAGGCGGCCGGCCAGCCGCCACCGCUGCCGCCGAGCCAGAGAAAAGUGUGAGUCCCGGGCCGGUCGGCGGCUACGUCCACAAGCUCAAGAAGGCGUGGCUUCAGCGGCAUGAGAAUGCCGCUGAGCCACUGCUGCCCUCCUCUGCCGCCUCUGCCGCCGGCAGAGUCUCCACGCCGCCCCCCACCACGCCCAGCUCCAGCCCCCCUGCCAAGGCCUCCCCAGCGGGCACCGCUGCCAAGGCUGAGGCCAUCAAGCCCAGUCAGCGCAAGCCCAAGCCGCCCAACAACAUCCCCAACGGCCACGCGCAGGAGGCCGCCACAGCCGCCGCCGGCAGAGAUGAGUCCAGCUCCAGUGACACCGAGGGCAGCAACUCCCACGGCCCCGGCGGCCUGCGAGCCAAGCGCGGCAAGACCAAGCGCAAGCUGAAGAAACUCAAGCGUGCUGGUGGCGGUGGCGGUGGAGGUGGCGGCAGUGACACCAACAGUGACAGUGACAAAGACAGCGAUGGCAGUGAGGCUAAGGGCAGUGGCGGCCGGCCAGCCAAGGCCGACGCCGAGCCCAAGAAGCGCGGCCGCAAGCCCAAGACCAAGCAGGAGAAGGAGCGUGAGGAGGGCAGCGGCGGCGGCGGUGGCGGUGGCAGUGGCGGCAGCAGUGCCAGUGUCGGCCCCAAAGCCAAGAAGAUCCGUGAGGAUGCCCCCCCCGGUGACCCCCUGCAAAAGCCCCCGGUGGCCCACCUCAAGAAGACCGGCGAGAGCUUCCUGCAGGAUGGCUCCUGCUACGAGGUGGCCCCCAAACUGCCCAAGUGCCGGGAGUGCCGCUGGACGCCACACCAGCGCAACAAGAAGAUGCCAAACAUAUUCUGCCGCUUCUACGCCUUCCGCCGCCUCCGCUACACCAAGAACGGCCAGCUGGCGGUGGCCGGCUUCUCUGACCCCAUCAAGGACGCCUUCGGGGACGACCUCAAGCUGUGGCUGCCGGAGGUGGACAACCCACCCACUGACCUGGAUGUGGACACCAGCAAGUUCCUGCUGACACAUGUCGGUGACCAGUUCUGUGACCUGGUGGAGCAAGAGAAGGAGGCCAUGGCCCUGCACAUGGGAGAUGACACGGUGGUGGCAUGGAAGCGAGUGGUUCAAGGCGUGCGUGAGAUGUGCGACGUCUGCGAGACCACUCUCUUCAACAUCCACUGGGCCUGCAGCAAGUGUGGCUUUGUGGUGUGCAUCGACUGCUACAAAGGCCGCAAGAAUGGGACCGUCAAGGUGUGGGACGAGGGCGGCAAGGACCGGGACGAGUACUCCUGGCUGCUUUGCGCCUCCCGCCUUCCACACGAGCAGGACAAGCUGAUGCUGACACAGAUCAUCUCCGGCAAUGCCCUGCUGGACCUGGGGCGUAAGGUGCACUACGGGCGGCACCAGUGGAGCAUCCCGCAGUACUGUGAGUGCGCCGAGGCCAAGCGCUACAAGGAGCAGGCGCAGGAUGACAAGAAGAAGGUGAACGGUGUCAACAAGGAAUUGCUCAAGACCAUCAAGAAGGAGCCCAAGGUGGAGCUGGUCAACGGCGCCGUCAAGACAGAGAAGGUCAACAACGGCAAGGAGGAGGAAGAAAUGUCCAACUCGCCCCUCAACUUCUUCGCCGAUGUGGCACUCUCCAACGACAAGAGGGAAAGUGAGAGCUCCGAUUCAGACUCCGACUCCGACUCUGAUGAGAAGGAAGGCAACUUUUCCACGCUGCGCAAACUGCUCAUUCAGCCCAAUGGCAACACCAAGGAGGAGUCCAGCCCGGCGACGGCAGCGACAGCACCGGCGGCCAGCACGCGGCCGGCCAAGGAGAGCAGCAAGAAGCGACCAAAGCUGGACACGGUUGACGAAGUGAUCUCGUCCGUCAUAGACAACUCAGACAAGGACGACAGCAAGGACAACAACCAGAUGGUGCUCAAACACUUCAUCAGAAAGUACAACUAUGGUCAGCGAGGCCGCGAUCCGUUGCCGAUCCGCAUCAUGACCAAGACGGAGAGCAGCCUCCUGUAUCCCGGCGUGGCCCACUCCUGGCUGUGCGACGGCAAGCUGCUGCGCCUGCUGGAGCCGCUGGCACCCGGCAACACCCCUCUCUUCCAGGACCAGUGGAAACGCGGCCAGCCCGUCAUCGUCUCCGGGGUCGGCCAGAAGCUCAAUCCUGACCUCUGGACGCCGCACUCCUUCUCCAAGGACUACGGCGACAUCAAGAACGACCUCAUCAACUGCCUCACCGGAAACAUCGUGCCCAACCAGCCCAUGCGCAAGUUCUGGGAUGGCUUCGAGAACUACGGCAAGCGGCUCAAGGAUGACAAGGGUCAGCCCAUGGUGCUCAAGCUCAAGGACUGGCCGCCGGGUGAUGACUUCGCCGAGAUGCUGCCGUCCAGAUUCGAGGACCUGAUGAGCGUCCUGCCGAUGGGCGAGUACACGCGGCGCAACGGGCGCCUCAACCUGGCCGGACGACUCCCCGAGGGAUUCGUGCGGCCGGACCUCGGGCCCAAGAUGUACAUUGCCUACGGCUCCGCCAUCCACCCCAACCGCGCCUCCACCAACCUCCACCUCGACAUCUCCGAUGCCGUCAACGUCAUGUGCUACGUGGGCGUGCCUAAAGACGCUGACUACCAGGAGCAUGUCAAGGAGGCACUCAAGGCCAUCGAUGAGGCUGGCUGCGACAUCCUGACCCGGAGGCGUGUGAGGGAGAAGGAGGAGGUGCCGGGGGCGCUGUGGCACAUCUACCACGCUCGGGACUCCGACAAAAUACGUGAUUUGCUCAACAAGGUGGCCAUCGAGCGCGGGGACAAGCUCGAGCCACACCACGACCCCAUCCACGACCAGGCUUGGUACCUGGACGGCCCCCUCAGGGAGCGCCUCUACAAGGAGUACGGCGUGGAGGGCUACGCCAUCAUCCAGUGCCUCGGCGACGCUGUGUUCAUACCUGCCGGGGCGCCACACCAGGUCCGUAACCUCCACAACUGUGUCAAGGUGGCAGAGGACUUCGUGUCGCCGGAGAACGUGUCGUACUGCUUCCACUUGACGCAGGAGUUCCGCCACCUCAGCGACACCCACACCAACCACGAAGACAAGCUACAGAUCAAGAACAUCAUCUACCACGCCAUGAAGGACUCCAUGGCGUGCCUCAUGGCCGUCAGCAAAGAAUGCCAGGUCAAGACAGAGGAGACGAGUGAAGCCGCUGCCGCCCCGCCGAGCACUGCCACAGACAAGAAAGUGAGCGAAGCAGACUCAUGAAAGUGAAUCAGAGUGACUAGUGUAAGACUUUAAGUGUUUCCUGGUGGUGGCGGCGGCUGUGUUGUGCGGCGUCGCUGUACGUUAAGUUUUUUGGAAAGUGAUCUGUGUCUGGUGACGAUUUUUUUCUUCAGUGAUGUGACGUAAAGAUUGUCCAGCGAGUGAGUGAGUGAGUGAGACCGACAAACAAUUGUAAGAACAGACAAUAAGAGACGCAUGCUCAUGAACGCUCCUUCGGCUCCGACAGUGAAGUGAAACGUUUCCUAAUUUCAAGUGCAAAUAAACUAUUCCACUUUGAAUCGUAAGAGACAGACAAAACAUGCGUGGCCUCGAGGUCUCCGCCGAGUCAUGCCGUGCACACACGCGUACACACAUACAUACACACACAUCCAACUACCACACACUAGACAAAUAAACCUGAGUCCAUUUCCUUUUUGAUGUUUAUUAACAAAGACAAGCUAAGGUUAAGUAGCGGACUAUGGUGGUACGAUGAUGGCGCUGUUAUAAUUUAUUAAUCUUAUGAUGUACUAAUCACAGUGGAUCUAACUCUUAAGAACAUUAAUAUCUGUAUCUAUGGUGUACUUAAACAUGCCAGCGAUGCAACGGACUAGCCGAGGCCGUGGCUGGGCGGCCCCGGGGCCCAGCGUCGGGCUGCGCGGCGGCACGCCCUCGCUUCGGCACUCGGGGCGGCUCGGCGAGUGACGUGCGGCACUGGUAGGAGGAGAGACUGACCCCACUGCCUGUUUCCAAAACUCUCCCUUCUGAGCUAUUUCUUUGGUGAACACCUCGUGUCGUCCCUAGCAGUCUCUGUAUUGUCUUGCACACAAACACACGUACGUACGAAUUUUGCAAGUGAGCCUCCUGGCCUGGCUGUGCCCUGUGGUGGGGUGCAGCAGCAGCGGCGGCUACGGCCAGAGUGUGAGGGUGUGAGGGAGGGAGACAAGUCCCACCACCACCACAACGACCCUCACCCUGCCCUCCCUCCCCCCCCUCCCGGGCAGCUUGCAGCCAUGUCAUUAUUUUUGUUCAUUUUGUACAAUGAUCUCAUUGUUGGUGUAAAUGUGCGUAGUGUUGAGGGAUGGAUGUUAACUUGUAGGACGACGGCGACGGCGUCCUGGCGCCGCCUGACCCGCUGCCGCCGCCGCGUCGUGUUGUUAUCCUCGUUAUAUUACAACGGAAAGAAACUUAAAUUACAUAAGGAAUCUGUGUUUACUGACAAGCAGAAGAAUGAUGGAAAUAUGUAUUACUAAGGAGAAAAUUCUUUUGACUAAGAAUAAGAAUGACAGAUUUGUGUUUACUAAGAAGAGUAAUGAUGGAAUCUUGUGUUUACUGAUGGAGGUAAGAAUAAUGAAUUUGUGUUGACUAAGUUGAGGAAGGAUAAUGGAAUCUGUGUUGACUGUGAGGAGAAACGUGUUGACUGUGAGGAGAAACACUGAUGAUGAUGUUGACAGAAUGCAGUUAUGAUGGAAAAACAUUUAAAUCAACUAAAUAGUUGUCUGGUGAACACACACACGUGAUAUUUAUGAAUGAAAGGCGGCAUCUUGUGGCUGCCAAUGACUUCUUUGUAUUAAAAAAAACUACAGCAAAAAAAAAAAAAAACUUCCCAUAAGCAGAAGGUAAUUUAUUUGCUUGUAAGAUGUUGUUGGGCGGAUGUAGAGAUGAUGUACAUUGUGUAGGCUUGUAGACAGACCCUAAGCCUAGCCUCGCCCCGUGCGUGACGGCCGCCGCGAGCAAGAGUGCGGCCAGUGACUACGUUUUUGUACUGUCGAUAUGUAAAACACCACAAUUUGAAUAGUAAAAAUGAUGCCAUAAAC